Peronospora matthiolae is the source of this 414-nucleotide messenger RNA. The record is from the annotation of a GenBank genome assembly. Lineage: Eukaryota; Oomycota; Peronosporomycetes; Peronosporales; Peronosporaceae.
AUGGCGAGCGACCCGUCGUCUGGAAAACGCCUUACGAGCCACCGACGCAUGGCAUGUGUGUCUUGCAUGGAGGGCAAGCAGACGCGCAACGUGCAGCCGCAGCAAGACAGCAGCGAGAACGCGCCGAUGGACCGCAUUGGCGGCGUGAUCUGUUUGAGCCUAAAGGGUCUGAUGGCGCCUCAAGAUAGCCUCAAGAAUCGAGAUCUAUUCAACUUCGUUGACAGCAAGAACAACUACUACAGGAUCUUCCUCGCGCGGACGAAGGACUCCGCAGCGAAGCACUUCGAGGCUUUGCUGGCGCGGUUCGAGAAGCGAUUCGACUGUAGGAUCCACGUGCUCCGCACCGACGGCGGAGGCGAGUACGCCAACGUGUACCUUUUCUGCAAGCGCACCGGAGUGGCGUGGGAGCGAUGA